UGCACGGAAUGGGAGCCCAAGUUUAUAAUUUUCAUUCCUUGUUUUCCUCUUCACUGAUUUCCAAAAAGUUCCCCCCUUCACCUAGAUUUUCUCUCCACCAGGUGAACUUUCACUCACCAGCCAAACACAGUCCCAGGAAAUCCUUGAGGAUGGCGCAGGUUGCAGAGAACCCAGUGGUUCAGCAAAAGAGAUUGAUAGUACCAAACAAAUAUGGUGAAAAACUUGUGGGCUUAUUGCACGACACUGGAUCUGUGGAGAUUGUUAUCUUAUGCCAUGGUUUUCAAGCGACUAAGGAACAUAGAAUAAUGAUCAAUGUGGCUGUUGCAUUGGAAAAAGAAGGAAUCAGUGCCUUCUGUUUCGACUUUUCUGGAAACGGGGAAAGUGAAGGUACAUUUGAGUAUGGAAACUAUAAGAAAGAGGCUGAUGAUUUACAUGCUGUAAUCGAGCACUUCUCCGGCGCAAACCACGUAAUAAGUGGAAUUCUUGGACAUAGUAAAGGAGGCGAUGUGGUUCUCCUAUAUGCUUCUAGAUAUCAUGAUGUCCAUACGGUUGUCAAUGUAUCUGGGCGUUACGAUCUGAAGAGCGGCAUUGCGGAACGCAUGGGAGAAGAUUUCAUGGAAAGACUAAAGGAGAAAGGUUAUUUUGACGUCAAAGAUAGGAAGGAGAAUGUCAGUUACCGUGUGACCGAGGAAAGUAUGACUGAACGUCUAAAUACUGAUAUGCAUGCGGCUUGUCUUGCGAUCGACAAAGAGUGCAGGGUGUUAACAAUCCACGGAUCGGCUGAUGAGAUCAUCCCUGUUGAAGACGCGUUUGAGUUUGCCAAGAUAAUACCAAAUCACAAACUACGCAUUGUCGAAGGAGCCGAUCAUCGUUACACUGCACAUCUAGCUGAGUUGGCUUCAAUCGCUGUGGGGUUCAUAAAGGAAACCUUGGAGCAGGACAAGGCUGCUUCUAUUUAGGUAUUGCCCCCCUUUGCUGAGAAUAAUUAAAAAGGCAUGAUGAACGUUAUGAUCUAUUUAAUGUAUUCCUGACCCCAAUCUUUCUGGGAUGACAUGCGUUAGAUUUGAAUGGAAGAGUUUACAACUCUACAACGCAAACCUAUUUGUAUAAUAAACGAUUAUUAAACGAGUUUGACUCUCUUCAUAUGCCUUCUAUGUACUCGGCUGUGAAUUUUCACAUGAAAGCUUAAACGGAAAAGACCUUGCUGUUGUUAACAAUAAACACCGUAUGUUACUGAAA
Messenger RNA from Morus notabilis, 1239 nucleotides. RefSeq lists its product as uncharacterized. Gene Ontology annotation, cellular component: cytosol. The record is from RefSeq and is a predicted model, not a curated record. The transcript is spliced from 7 exons. Lineage: Eukaryota; Viridiplantae; Streptophyta; Magnoliopsida; Rosales; Moraceae. Bases 9 to 959 code for a protein of 316 amino acids.